AUGUUUCAGACACUCAAAGAAUGGUUCUGGUUGGAACGAUUCUGGCUUCCUCCAAAAAUGAAGUGGUCAGAUCUCGACGAUCAUAACGGACUUGUCUUUGCCAAACCUUCUCACUUAUAUAUGACGAUUCCCUGUGCUUUUCUCUUGCUGAUCAUCAGAUAUUUCUUUGAAAAGUUUGUUGCUACACCUCUAGCAAAAACAUUUGGCAUUAAAGAGACAGUUCAAAAGAUUAUUCCAAAUGCCAUCUUAGAGAAUUUUUUCAAUCACUCUACAAGGCAUCCUUCACAAGCUGACAUCUACGGACUGGCAAAGAAGUGUCACUUGACAGAGCGCCAGGUUGAAAGAUGGUUUAGGAGGCGGCGGAUCCAAGACAAGCCUUCCAGGAUGAAGAAAUUCCAGGAGGCUUGCUGGCGGUUUGCAUUUUACUUAGUGCUCAACAUUGCUGGAGCCGCAUUCCUUUAUGAUAAACCUUGGGCGUAUGACCUGUGGGAGGUUUGGAAUGGCUACCCCAGACAGCCGCUGCUGCCCUCCCAGUACUGGUACUACACCUUAGAAAUGAGUUUUUACUUCUCUCUGCUAUUUAGCCUCAGCUCUGACGUCAAGAGGAAGGACUUCCUGGCACACGUCAUCCACCACCUGGCUGCCAUUAGUUUGAUGAGCUUCUCGUGGUGUGCUAAUUACAUCCGCAGCGGGACCCUCGUGAUGUUUGUGCACGAUGUGGCUGACAUUUGGCUGGAGUCUGCUAAGAUGUUUUCCUACGCUGGAUGGAACCAAACCUGCAACUGCCUGUUCUUCAUCUUCUCCCUGCUGUUCUUUGUCAGCCGCUUCAUCGUCUUCCCCUUCUGGAUUCUGUACUGCACGCUGGUUAUCCCCAUGCACUACCUCAAGCCUUUCUUCUCCUACGUCUUCCUCAACCUGCAGCUCGUGCUCCUGCAGGCUCUUCACCUCUACUGGGGCUACUUCAUCCUGAAGAUGCUCAGGAGAUGCAUAUUCACGAAGGAAGUCCAGGAUGUGAGGAGUGAGGAUGAGGACGAAGAGGAAGAGGAAGAGGAGAAAGAGGAAGAGGCUUCCAAAAGCAAGGAGAGAGACUCUCUAAAGAACGGCCUUGGGGCCAACAGGCAUCUGGUUCCGAACGGCCAGCACGGCCGCUAG
Molecule: messenger RNA, 1152 nt
Organism: Lepus europaeus (European hare)
Lineage: Eukaryota; Metazoa; Chordata; Mammalia; Lagomorpha; Leporidae
Gene: CERS3
Product: ceramide synthase 3
Exons: 10
Coding region: 1-1152 (383 amino acids)
Biological process (GO): ceramide biosynthetic process
Cellular component (GO): membrane
Molecular function (GO): DNA binding; sphingosine N-acyltransferase activity
Source: RefSeq, a predicted model, not a curated record